Molecule: messenger RNA, 225 nt
Organism: Eruca vesicaria subsp. sativa (arugula)
Lineage: Eukaryota; Viridiplantae; Streptophyta; Magnoliopsida; Brassicales; Brassicaceae
Source: the annotation of a GenBank genome assembly
AUGUAUUCAAUACGGGCUGUGAAUUCGCAAGGUGGUGGAUGCGGUACUAUAAAAAGUAAACAGCUCCUGUCAAGUAUGGCUAGCGUCUCGGUCUUCCUCUCUGAUUUGCAGACUGGUCACUCCACUGCCACUGUUCAAGUCGGGUUGCUCCAUUUCUUGGAGGUCUGUAAUGUCUGUUGUGAUGGAAAGCUCAUGGGAGUCGACAUACUUGUACUAGAUAGCUAA